UUACAGAAUCCACAUGUCAUGCAGGAUGGAGCGAGUGACGAACGUGGACACUCCAAAGCCUCUUCUUGCUACUCUUUCAUAGCAAUCAGCCGCUCAAAAUCAAACCACAAAAAUCAAUCCAUCUUCCCCUGAUGAACGGUUCAGAUUCCCUCUAUAAUUUCUUCAUUUUAUUAAAAAAAAAAACAAAGGAAUGUCAACAGUUUGACUGUUUGAGAAUCUGUUUUAUAAGUAGUUAAGCAAUGGCCGUUUACAGUGUAAGCAUAGGAACAUAUAUUCCUUGGACAACCCAAUUCUGUUUCAGUCCCAAAUCCAAGGCUUUUGGUGUUCUUAACAAACCCAGAAAAGUUCCCUUCUCAGUUCGAUCAAUGGGUUCUUCUGCGUCUUCCCAGAGAAUGGAUUCUUCUGCUUCUUCCCAGAGACCCGACAACGUUCAAGAGGCUGGUGCAGUUGACUAUGCUUCUUUAAGUAAUGAAGAAUGGAAGAAGAAGCUUACACCUGAACAAUUUUACAUUACUCGACAAAAAGGGACUGAAGGAGCUUUCACUGGAGAAUACUGGAAGACAAAAACACCUGGAACUUAUCAUUGCAUAUGUUGUGACACGCCACUUUUCGAAUCAUCGACUAAAUUUGAUAGCGGAACUGGUUGGCCAUCAUAUUAUCAGCCUAUAGGAAAGAAUGUGAAUUCAAAGUUAGAUCUGUCAAUAAUUUUUAUGCCUCGCCAAGAAGUUCUUUGCGCUGCUUGUGGUGCUCAUCUGGGCCAUGUCUUUAAUGAUGGUCCUCCACCUACGGGAAAGCGUUACUGUAUCAAUAGUGCUUCUCUGAAGCUGAAACCCAAAUAAAAAACAGUACUAAGUUGCAGUUGCAAAGCAGAUGAGACACUUGUGAUUGAGAAAACUGAAACACUAUUAGGUUUAUUGGCUUUGGUGUAUCGUAUUCAAUUAAUAAAUAGCAUGCAAUAGCAAAUCGUUUUUAUUUUGUACUAUUCAUGUAAACAUAAUGGCUCAAAGGCAUGAUAAGAUGGGAAUAUCUGAUUCUUCUGGUCAAAAUAUGCAAUUAGUGAACUCA
Durio zibethinus is the source of this 1065-nucleotide messenger RNA. RefSeq names its product peptide methionine sulfoxide reductase B1, chloroplastic-like. NCBI's taxonomy places the organism in Eukaryota, Viridiplantae, Streptophyta, Magnoliopsida, Malvales, Malvaceae. The record is from RefSeq and is a predicted model, not a curated record. Gene Ontology annotation, biological process: response to oxidative stress; protein repair. Gene Ontology annotation, molecular function: peptide-methionine (R)-S-oxide reductase activity. Gene Ontology annotation, cellular component: cytoplasm.